AUGUCCGCCGGCACGGCGACCAAGCGAUCCCGGAUCGGGCAUCGCCUCCUCCUCAAGAUGGGCUUGAGGAAGGUGGGAUUCUGCCCCAUGUUCGACGAGGCCCACGAGAAAUACACCUGGCUCACGCACUACGUCGAGGAGAUGCAAGAGUCCCUGUCGGCCUACGCUCUGCAGCUAGCUCGAAUGACGGAGGCCGCUAGAGGGGUCGGGGAGGACGCCUCUCACAUCUACCUCGUUCGCGAGCGGGGUUUCAAGCCGGCGGUGGCGUUCAAGGAGGCCCAGGACAUGGGGCACAGCGGCUACGCCGGCCAGCUGCAGCAGGCGCUUGUGAAGGGAGUCGUCGAGCCGAUCGGAGAGUGGCUCAGAGACCUCGAGAGCAUCGAGGGCCUGGUGACGGACUUCAACGAGAUACGAGUCCAGCACGACCACUACCGUCUCAAGGUCGAGGACCUGUCCCAAAAGGCUAGAGCGCUAGAAGCCCGGGCGACAACGCGCGGAGACAGCAGGGACGCCAAACAAGCCGCCGAGAAGCUGAAAAGGAACACGAAAAAGCUGAACGAGGUGACGGUGGAGUUCGACAAGAAGCUGAGCAGCUGCUGCAACCGGAUGACCCGGGCGUGGGAGGACCGCGAGAAGAUGAUGAACGGCAUUGUCGCCCGCAUCGUCCAUUUCCAGGAGUCCUUCUUUGCCGAGCAGCUCAUGAACAGCCUGGGCGUCGCACGUAUAUUGAGCGCGGCGGAGGGGGGCGGUCCGAGGUGGGGGGGUACCAUGGGGAUAGAGCCUUUCGUGCCCAAGGGACACGUGCGCCACUACGAGGGGGAGCUCCUGAGAAAACACAUGGUGAUGAAGGAGCGGAUGUGGUACCGCCUGGUGGGGUCCUCCCUGGAGGUGUACGACAUGAAGCCCAAGGAAGGCCGGGACAACACCCCUAUGUACGUCGUCACGGAGCUGCCGGUCACCGUCCACGAGGUGAAGGGGGUCACCAAGGUCUCCGGGGUCAACUUCCGGGUGACGGUGCUGGGCGGCGGCGAGACCGGGGGCGGCGGGCUUAACCUGUACGCGGCCGACGAGGUGGACGGGAAAGGGUGGAUGGACGCCCUCACCAGGGCCUCGGAGUGGGACCAGCUCGCCUCGUCUAGCAAGGCGGCGGGAAUCGCCCCGGGGGGCGAGGCCGGGGUGGCCAUGGCCGGGGCCGCGGCCGCCGCCGCCGCCGUGAUGGCGGCCAAGGCUAAGGGGAAGGGGGGAAAGAAGGGCGACGGCGGGGGGGAGAAAAACCCGGAGCUUGCGAAUAACAAGAAGGGAGGAGGGGGCAGGGGCGGCGGCGGGUUGCUGCCCCCGGGCCUGGCCGGCCCGGGGGGCCCCGUCGGGGGCAUGGGCGGGGGGGUGGGGAUCGGCGGGUCGUUCAACAGCCGCACGGGGAGGGCCGGCCUGGGCCCCUCGGGCGUAGGAAUGCCUUUCGGGAAUAUGGGCAGCCACAUGAACCCGCCGAGCUUCAGCGGCAGCAGCUUCAGCGGGAGCUCUCACUCUCACUCGUCCAUGGGGGGGCUCGGCGGAGGAGGAGGAGGAGGAGGGUCCCAGAUGGGAGACCCUCGGCUGCACAUGGCGGCCCAGCAGAUGGGAAUGAGCAGCAACGGCCGCAGCGGCGGCGGCCCGGGGGGCCCGCCGAUGGGACCGAUGCCCCCUCACUUCGACCCCCCCCAAAUGAGCGGGCCCCCGGUGAACCCGUCCACGGGGCUCCCGGUCGGGAUGAGGCAGAACGGCCCUCCCAUCGUGCUGCCGGCAGGGAUGGUUCCGCGAGGCGGCGGGCCGGUCGUGAACCCGCCGAUUCCCCCACCGUCCAUGCCGGUCCCGUCCAUGCCGGGCCCGUGGGGAUCAACACCGCAGCAGCAACAGCAGCAGCAGCAGCCCGGCUGGGGGGGCGGCGGCGGCGGCGGGCUGGGUACGUCCCGGUCGUUCACCUCCAGGUUCGGCAUGAAGCAGGGCGCAGCCGGGCGGCAGCAGGGCUUCCGCCGGUCCAGCAGCUUCGGUGACUGGCUGGGCCCGAGCGGGGUAGGGCAGCCGCUGUCUCCAACGAUGGAGGUGGACAGCUUCGAGACGCAGUCCACCAGGAGCGCGCCGCCGUUCGGGGCGACGGCGACUGUGGGCGACGCGACGGCGGCAGCGGAAGCUGCGACUGCUGCAGCGGCGAAAGUGGCGGCAGGCGGCCACGUCACCGGCACCGAGGAGACUAAGUCGUCCACAAAGGACAAGAAGGGCGAUGAGGGAGCAGACAAGGCCACCGGCGCCAAGGCCGCCGCCGCCGCCGCCGUUGCCGCCGCCGCCGCCGCGACGGCCGCCGCCGGGGCCGCCGCCGCCGGAAGUAAAUUCGCGGAGCCCCCCGCCGCCGUUCCACCGGCCCCGGCCCCCGGCGUCGUCACCAUCCAGACGAUCCAUACCAAGAAGGACGCUCCCCGCCCCCCCGCCCCCGCCCCCGCCCCCGCCGCGGAGAGCAAGAAAUCGGCGCCGGCCGCUAGCGCCUCCGCCGCCGCUGCGGCGGCGGCUAUCCCGCUGUCGGACUUGUUCAAGAGGGGGGACGACGGCGGGCUGUCGCGUUACGACACGAGCGGCGAGACGCCGGCGCGGGCCAGGAGCAAGCCGGCGUCCACCUGGAAGCGGAUGAUGAGCUUCGGCGGCGCCGGCAGCAGCUACCGGUACGACGCCGGGGACGCCGGGGUCAGCGGCGAGGGCAAGUCUUCCGCCGAGGAGGUGUCCGAGAGCGACAGCGCUCUCGCCGCGAAGGCUAAGAACGACGGCACCCAGGACUCUGCCGCCCUCACCACCGCCGAGGUCUCUCGGCGGACCGACUCUGGCGCCACCGCCGGAAGCAGCGGCGGCAGCGUCGUCGCCGACACCCCGAGCAGCGCCGCCAGCACCCGCGCCACGGUCGGAGACCCCACCCCCGUCAUCCCGGCGGUCGAGCCACCGUCCGAGAGCCCCGCCGGCGGCUGCGAGUACAUCACGCCUGCCUACUUCGCCGCCUUCAGCGCCGCCACCACCCCGGCGCCGGCCGGCGGCCCCGGCUCCGGCGCCAACCCGGCCACCACCUCGUCCGCCGCCGCCUCGUCGGCUGGCGCGGCUGCUGCCCUCACGCCGAGGACGGCAGCGGCGUCUGCGGCAACCGCGGCCGCCGAAGCCAGCAACGACGCGGUCGCCGCCCAGGCCAAGGUGUUCCAGCGGCUGUGCGACUCUAGCGGCAGCGAGACCGAGACCGGCGACGCCGGAGGGGGAGCGGCGGCGGGUGCCUUCGGCGAGGAAUCGACGCUGUCUUUCAGGCAGCUCAUGGGGUGGGACGAGGUCCAGGAGCUGUUGGAGUUCGGCGCGUUGAAGGAGGGAGAGCUCACUACUCUGUGGCAGGAGGCCGCUCGCGCUCAGGACGCCGAGCUGGGGACGGGCGGCGACCCUCGUGCGCAGACGACGGACAUCUGGGGCAGCGGAAGCCCCGGCGCCGCUAAUGCUGCUGCCGCUGCCCCUGGCUCGCAGGAGGGUGGCAGCGGCGGCAGCACUAGGGACGUGCUCACCGUCAAGGGGUUCAUGAUCCUCGUGAAGCUCAUCGAGGAGCUCCAGUUCGAGAAGGAGCUGGAGCAGGACAAGGGUGUCGGGCUGGUCCCAGGACCUGUUUGCGUUGUUUAAAGCCUACUCCACGUGUAGCUAGCUAGCUAGCUACCGCCCCGUGCCCGCGAUUGGGGUAGUCCCCCCCACCCCCAAUCUCAUGUGUGUGAGUACGAACCGAUUGAAAUGGCACGACGGCGGUAGUGGUGGUAGUGCUUGUUUUGGUCGAGAUACGUGCAGUUCAGCCCGGUUUCGAUGGAUGGUACAUAAGCAGAGUCUCUUUUGGAGUUGCUUGCUGUUCGUGUGGGAUGGAUCCACCUGACGAGGGGGGGGGGGAGCGGGUGGGUCUUAAUGGGGCGGGCGGGUAAUGAAGGUAGUUGAGCCUUGGCUGGGGUGCGAGUUUAUUUCGUGUGUUGUUUACAACCGGCUUGCUUGGUGGAGUGGUGGCCCGACCCUGCCGCCCUGCCGUCGUGUUGUCGAUAAAUAAUUCUGUGCCACACAGCCCUUUGUCCAAGGUGGCGGCGCGGUGGUGGUGGUGACGGUGGUGACAGAGGUGGUAGUGUCACGCUCGCAGGAGGCGGUAGUCUUACGGUGGUGGUUUUUGCAGAAGGGCCGGGAGAGAGCCACCCCGCCAGAGAGACAGAACGUUGUAGACUUUUUGUGGUGCGCGUACGCCGCGGGGUGUGUGUGCGGUGCGUAGGGGGGCGCAGCCGUUUAUUCUGCGUGUUUUUCGAUGAUGUUUUGCGCUCGAUCUUAACACCGACUCUUGGGUGUGAUUUACGUGGUGCGUUUUGUUGUCGGGUCGCGGCGGGGCUCUCGUGGUUUUCGUGCAUGACAAUUAAGCGACGCCAAAGAACGAGGUCUGUUGGGCGCAUUUAUUUUUUUAUCUGUCUCGCUUGGCCUCUCUUAUCUUAGCCUGUGCCUGUAUAUAUCAAUCUGGAUCUGAAAAGUUGUGUCGUGCGUGUUGUUUUUUUGGUCUGUUUUUUUUUCGUAAGGGUUUGUUGCUGUCCCCGUGUGUUCUUGUGUUCGCAUCCGGCAUGGAUCUGGUUCCUUGCGACUUUCCCGGGUGUGAGGGCGUUGUCCACAAGGAAAAUUGGGCGGUUGUUCAUGUGCUAAAAACAAAAAAAUUAAGUCUUGGCUUUAUAUAAGCUGGGAAGACGAGAGGGGGGUGGGGGGGGGGGUGGGUGGUGUACUACGUGUUUUUUGUGUGUCUGCAGAAGUUUGCUGCAUAUCCUCUCUGACGUUGUUGUUCUGUGCCCUUUGUUCGCCUCGCCCCUACCCUAAGAGGCGGACACGUUUUGAUUCGGUUGAUGGUGCAAUAUUGCCCACACUUUUGUAGAACAAUGAUCAGCCUCCGGGGGAGAUCCCAAACGUGUUGGGCCUUGUUCUCGUUAUUUUAGAAUAUAUCCAAUAGCAGCAUCGGCCGACCUCUCUUUCUCUCUCUCUCUCUCUCUCUCUCUCUCUCUCUCUCACUCAACACGGGUGGAUUAGUGUUGGAAGAUCGUGCAGUGGUACGUGGCAACUGCCGGAGACGGUAGGCCAGAUAAAAACCUUCCUGGUUCUGGUGUUUUUUUUUUUUUUCUUGCACGGGAAAAAAAAUCAUGUACUACGCGCGCGGGGGGGGGGGGGGGGGCGGUCAGAACAACAACGAGUUGGUUUUCUUGCCGCCCAGGGCUACAAUAGAGCAACAAGGUUGUUUUUUAACGCUCAGUGCUUUACAGCGUGGGUUGAUAGGGAGAGCGGAGAGCUAGCUCCCUUUUGGUUUGCACCCGCCACGAAAGAUCACACUGUUUUUGCCUACACAGUAGUGCUUGGCAACCACAAGUAUUUAGGAGGAAUGCAUCGCUCUGGGUUUGUGUUCUGGCGUGGGUCUCCCGAGUGUUGCAAGGUACUGUAGCGCUCGCUCAUGCAGGGUGGGAGAAACAUCGAACAAAGGCGGUUGGUUCAUGCGGUGGUGCUGCAUCAAGGUUGCGGUGGGAACUGUUAUGUAGUAGUUGUCAGGUAUACUGUGAGUGUGUGUUUUCUAGCGGAAACAACCGGUCGUUGGUGUUGCUGUGCGGUACGUGCGUGCGACGAUGGUAGACGGCAUCGCAGUGUACACAUUCACCCUACAACCCGUGGUGGGAGUGUUGAUAUCAUUACAUAGACACGGCGAGCACCAUUCAUUAUGAACUACAUUUACAUACAUACGACCACUAUCGAUGGAACGAAAAGUCUCGACUACAUGUAUGUCGCGUUUUUUUUUUUCAUGCUUGCUUGCUUACGUACGUAUUCGAUUUCAAUUUCUUCGGCAGCUCAACAUCGGUCGCGCAAUGUAUUACUUCCCAUGUUUUUUGUCAUGUGGGACGCUCGCGGAUGAUGAUGAUGACGGAAGGGCGCGAUUUUUAGGGAAUUGGUCCGUCUCACCUGUCGUAGUUCUCGGCGUAGUAAGAAGACCUGAUGGUGGUUGUGCGUGUGAAGGCAAGGAAGGGCGAUACAGUGGCGGCUGGGAUGAUAGUGGCUGGUUUCGCCUCACGGUGCCAAUCGAUUUGGGGCAGUAGUACGUAGUGUGGCGAACGAUGAAGAGGGUUU
Ectocarpus siliculosus is the source of this 6159-nucleotide messenger RNA. The record is from the annotation of a GenBank genome assembly. NCBI's taxonomy places the organism in Eukaryota, Phaeophyceae, Ectocarpales, Ectocarpaceae.